Oppiella nova is the source of this 971-nucleotide messenger RNA. Lineage: Eukaryota; Metazoa; Arthropoda; Arachnida; Sarcoptiformes; Oppiidae. The record is from the annotation of a GenBank genome assembly.
AUAUCUUACCUAUUACCACUUGAAACUAGCCUCACUCCUAUUUAUUAAAAUAAUAUGUUACGCAAUAAAACUGUAUAUAAGUAUCGCAAAAAGUAGCUCGAUAUUCAUAAUAAUAUUAUUUGUUAAUAAUAUAAACUUUAAAUAUUUAUUAUAAAAAAAUUAUAGCCAUGUUUAAAACUAUAUUAAUAAUUGCUUUCUCAAUUGCUGUGGGUGAUUGCGACCCUUUUAAGGACGUAAAGGCAUGGGAGGCUAGCGUAAAAGCUGACUACGCUAAACUGACCGCGGUGGAACUAGUAACAAAAACCGAUAGUAGCAUACAAACACUUUUUAACUUGCUAAUACCAGCGGCCGACCUACUACUCAAAAACAACAUGACCGCCUCGGCCGAGAGCUACCUGGCCAUCGGGGACUUCCUAAAAUUAGCCAGCAACACUUUCUACCAGUCAGUGGACAGGGAAUCGGCAAAUCUGACGUUAAGGGCCUCCCGUAUGGCCGAGUAUGGGACGGUGUUUGAGGUACUGGCCCGCAGUGCCACCGUUGAGGCCAAGGAGAGAAAGCCGUUGAACGUGACGGACACCGAACAGGCCCUACAUAUCAAGUUUUAUGACGUGCGGUCCCAGUUUAAAAUGAUGCUGGAUACUGUGGCUGCCGGUGAGCAUAAAAGGGGACUGGAGAUAUGGGCCGGGUGGCAUGAUACGAUAUCAAACUUUUUGGCUCAGGGCUACACCAGGAUCGACGAUACGUACGCAGUAGUCGUACCCCAACAGCAAAGGGCGGCCUUUUUUCAGUUGCUCCCCAGGUUCAUGGCCAACGAAGAACAUACAAAGUGCGGGUCGUGUGAGAAGUCGUGUGCGGACAGGAAUAAGGAGAUGAUGUGUGCGUCGGUCUGUCGUGAGGGCUGUUUCUGUAAGAAAGGGUAUGUCAGGGACGCCAACAAGGAUUGUAUUGAGCCGGAUAAGUGUCCCAAAUAA